AUGGCAUCGUGCUGGUUGAAGGUGAACGGUUUCAGCCUGAUGGUUAGGUCGUUCAGCGGUAGAGACGUGUUUUCAGAGGUAGAAUUUCAGUCUGUGAUGUGGGCUGGUGAGGCCUGUCUCCUGUGGAACGCCUUGAACAUCACCUGGCAGUGUCAAGUGCACCGGAUCGUCGGCACAACCUCUUCUAGAGUGAAAUUAAUAUGCUUCUCCGUUGAAAUGUCUUCACUUUUAGUUGGCAAACCGCACAAGUGCAACUACUGUGGAAGGAGCUACAAACAGCGUACUUCAUUGGAGGAGCACAAAGAGCGUUGCCAUAGUUACCUGCAGGGUAUUGGCCUGGGUCCGAAUGCAGACGCUGGUCCGUACACAGGUGAUGUUCCGAAAGAUCCAAGGUCCAUUGCAGAAUCUAACGCCAUGGCGACCUUUGACCGGCCACCUGUAAUUGAAAGGCUGCCCAGCAAUGUAGGCAAAAGGAAGAGCACUACUCCUCAGAAAUUUGUCGGUGAAAAGAUGGUGCGCUACGGCUUCCCUGAAUUAGGAUAUGACAUGGGUCUUAAGUAUGACAAGCAAGCUGAACUGAUGCCACCCCACAUGAUGGAACAGGCGAUCACCAAUGCAAUGACCUACCUGGGAUCGGAGCCUCUUCGGCCGUUAAUCCACCAUCCGGGUCCUCCUAUGUCUAUGGCUGAUGUGGUGCCACUAGUCAACCCCCUCUUCCACCGUGUACUACCCAUAGGCCAACGAACAGAGCGCCCAGGAAACUGUGAAACGCUGCAACCACUACCACCUCAACCCCCCGACUUCCCCAGUCAUCCCAUCUCAAACGGCCCCACCGCCUUAAGGCAAGGCAAGCAGCCCCAGCCAGGACAAGAGGAGUCCCCCAACCACAGCGGGGUCGAAUCCGCCGACUCCGCUCGCAGCAGCCCGCAAGAGAGGCCGGGAUUUCACGGGAGAGACCCUCCAUCCGGCCUCAGAUCACGAGCCAGUCCGGCGACGGUCUGUUCCGGAGAUCGAGUGGUGGAACCGUCGCCUCGAAGCGGAGCGGGAAUGGGACCUGCACUAAUGCGAGUGCCUGCGGAAAGGCCGUCGAGCCACGAAGGGGUAAGGGUGUUCGCACGUGAAGGCCACGAGGUCCGGGCCUUCCAAUGUGAGCACUGUCGAGUGCUCUUCCUGGAUCACGUCAUGUACACUAUCCAUAUGGGUUGCCAUGGCUACAGAGAUCCACUCGAAUGCAACAUUUGCGGACAUCGCAGCAAAGAUCGGUAUGAGUUCUCCUCCCACAUAGUACGUGGUGAACACACGUUCCAGUGAGAAGAUGGGAAGGUAAAAGAAAAUUAAAAAAUUGCGAACAACAAAAAGAAGGGAAAGGAACUCUAGCCUCAUAUCCGUCCUUAUCCCUUAGACCUCUAUGACUGCACAGUUGAACGGCACUGUAGACAAUUGUAGCACAAUCAUAGGCUUCUUUUUAAGCUACUUGUUGUGAAUAUCAACAGUUGAACAAUCAUAUGAAGGUAUGGGCCAAAGACACAUUUUCUAUAUAUUUAAUUAAAACUUGUUGUGGAGAAGGAAAGGAAAAGCUUUCUUUCCUUAUUAAAAAUGUUUAGUUCUUUUAACAGAGCAGCUGUCGGAUGACUUUGACUUUUUAGAAUACUUUCUCUUUUUAAAUGUCUCCUUUUUUUGUCAUGUUUUCUCACGUUUCAUCCUGGAUAACUUACAAAAAACAUGAUCAUUUAACUCCAUCCUGCUAAAGAAGGAAAAAAAAAAACUGGUGAUGGUAAUAUUUUAGUAUUUUAUCCUUCAUCCUUUUGGAUUUAAAUCACAUUUCCAUCAUAGGAAUAUUAAAACCAACAUUUAAAAACAGUCCCAAACUGUCGCGGUAUCAAAGAGGAACAAUUACUGCGACACGUUACGCUGGACACGUGGAGUUCUUUGCUAUAAGAUACUAAAACCCAAAGCUCAUUUUACUUGUUGCUUUCUCUGCGAAUCAUGGUGUGAUGCACAUAAUUAUUCAUGCUGUGAUGCUGUGUGUUCAACCUGCAAGCAAUUUGCCGUGUAAAUUGGAUUGCCAAUUGCCAGUAAUAUGGUUGACUUACUGUUAUUGAUUUACCUAAUUAUCUGACACUGCAAAGUUUUGCAACAGUUGUGCCAUCGUCUUCAGUAUUUUGUUCAUUUGUUCUG
Messenger RNA from Sphaeramia orbicularis (orbiculate cardinalfish), 2178 nucleotides. Its product is annotated as zinc finger protein Helios-like. The transcript is spliced from 6 exons. The record is from RefSeq and is a predicted model, not a curated record. Gene Ontology annotation, cellular component: nucleus. Gene Ontology annotation, molecular function: DNA-binding transcription factor activity. The coding region runs from base 1 to 1311 and encodes 436 amino acids. Lineage: Eukaryota; Metazoa; Chordata; Actinopteri; Kurtiformes; Apogonidae.